AAAAUACUUUGUAGAAUGUUAUCGGCACGUCCGAGGCUGGCUUAACCCAUCUGAGAGUAAUUCGCAAUUUUCCACCGACCAACCUUGCAUCGGACAAAGUUAAAUUCUGCGGUUCUUUAGGGUUCCUUGGUUCUGGAAAUGCUGUUUUGAUUGGAGAACUAUGAUUAAAGGACCAUAUAUCAAACUGCGACCGCACUGACCAAUAAUUAUACUGAAAGGAAAGUUUAAAUUGAUGCAUAUCUUUAAUGCAACAGACUAUGGUGCUGCCAGUGGAAAUAAGAAAUUGACAAACAGAUGGUUGUGGAGCGAUAAGCAGUACUUCCUGAUAAUCCGUCUCUGACUUAAAAAGUUUAUUAAAUUCUUUUAAAUAAACAAAGUGUAUCUUACAUGAUAAAAUUAAUUAUCAUUAAAUUCAAAGUAAAUUUAUUUUAUAAAAUCAUUAAUUAUCAUAGAAAUUGAAAAUUGAAAAUUUUUAUCUUUCAUCAAAUUCUACCUGAAAAACAUGAAUUUUUUAACUCUAAGUCGCCUAAACGCAUUCAUAAACAUAAUCUCUGGGAACAUGUUACCAGUAACCAGCAAGAAAACAAAUCUACCCAUUAAUUUAAAGAUCUAUUGGGUGAUAGUGUGGAUGAUACAGCUGUCAUACUUAACAGCCUGCAUUCUCGGGAUCCACUACGUGCCUACAGAGAACUCUCUGAAGGAUAGCACUGUAGCAAUGGCGGUCACAGUGGAAGCCAUUACACUAAGUGUUUAUAUGAACAGUCGUAAAAACCUUCUACGACAAUUAAUCGAGCAACUGAAUGAGACCUUGAAGGAAGGCGAUGAGAUGCUAAGAACCAUCACAAUGGAAACAGUGAAGCCAUUGCAGAAGGUAUUGAAGAUGUACACUAUUGGCAGCAUCGGUUCUGUUAAUAUUUGGAUACUUCUGCAGUUCGUUAAAAUGACCCGGAAAGAAUUCUAUUACGUGGAUUAUAGGGUGCCUGCUGUAUUUUCUGCAGAGCCAUUUUCGGUCAACGUGUUCUUAGCAGGUGGAAUGUUGGUGUGUAUGGGUAGCACGUACGCCAUUGCUAAAAAAGUUAGUCUCGAUCUUUAUAUGAUACACUUGGUUCGGUUGAUGACAGCACAGUACAAGUAUCUGAGGAUCAGAUUCGCAAUGAUUCUUCGACAUAACCUAAAAAAUGUGGAGGAUGAUGUUUGGCAGAGCGUGUCUUGGGAGGAGGAGCAGAAGGUUAAGCAGGAGAUGAGGAUGCUGACUUGUCAUUACGAAAGUAUAAUUAAAAUGGCUACCAUACUGAAGAAGGUCCUAGCACCUAACAUCGGAGUUCUUUAUAUAAACAAUGUUUUUCGGUUCUCUUUCCUAAGCAUUAUGUUAAUGGCUUCUGCGACAGAAAUGGAAAAAUAUCUGAUCAUGUCGUACUCAAUUGGUGCAUUGAUUCAACUGUACAUGUUGUGCUUCUCGAUUCAAGAAUUAUUCGAAGCGAGUAUAGCAGUGGCUGACGAUGCAUUCUAUGAGAAAUGGUGCGUUUAUGACACCUCCUUACUACACGCAACAGCCAUUAUGACUUUCGGCAGCAAAUUAGAAUGCAAAUUGUCCAGUGUACGAAGCAUUGACCUAACCUUACCAACCUUCAUGUCGAUUCUGAAUCAAGCAUACUCGGUAUGUUUAUUGUUCUUAAAAGCAAGGUAAGGUUAGAACGGUCUAAUAACAAUGAAACUGUGUUUCAAUUGAAAUAUAGUGAUGUAUAUCUACAAGUAAAUAUUACUUCAGAAUUUUAUUAAGUAAUGCUCUUUAUGGAAAAAUAUUAUCUAUAAAACCUAUCCUAACUAAGCGUCUACUAGUGGCGCCCUCUAUCUCUAAUGGAAUCCUAACUUUAGGGUGCCAUAUGUGUUCCCAACAGUAGCCAUAUGUCUAACCACUGAUUCAAUUAUGGAGUUCAUUAUAACUUACCUCUAGUUUUGAAAGGCCUCGAUGGUUGAGAAUACCCCCGGGAUCCAUUUUCAUUAAUAGCCGCUAUACGAAAUUGAUACCAAUGUCCAGUUUUCAAUCGUUCACGAAGGGUUGCAUGGGACUUUGUCGAAACGUGUCGAACCGUCCAGGAACUCAAUCUGGAUUCCAGAUACCUUGGUCCAAGUAGAUGUCGUUCUUCCACCAAGUACCUAAUAUUCUUAUCUAAAGACGACGAAUUAAGGCAUUGUCCUUUAGAGUUGUGCCAAGUUAAAAGAACCAAGUUGUUCUUUUGCUGUCUGAUUUGGAGAUUCUCUGGAAUUGGAGGUAGAUCUGGAAACAAUAAUUUAUAAAUUAUUGUUGAUAUGAAUUUGUUAAUAUUUCAAUCAAUUAAAGAAUCGAGGCAAAAUAAACUUAUAGGGUUUAAAUCCGAAAUGGUGAACAAUUCCGCACACACCAGUUCUAUUGUCUAAGCCAAGGGGGUGCAUACAAGUGACACCGCAAUCGUGUCUGCAGCAUUUUGCUAGGUCUGGACAACGGGAAUCGUCGGUGCAUGCCACUAAGCAAACAGCUUCGAAGAGUGACAUGGACGCCUUAUCAGGGCAGUAACCAGGUUUCGUGUAAUUGGAUGCCAAGCAAUUCUCCAUGCACUGAAACAGAGUAAAGAACAAGUGAUAUCUUGGUAGGCACAAUUGAAGAAUUUUCAGGGAAACCAGUUAAUGGUACUACCAAUAUAGCAAUUUAGGAAGUCGUCCUUAUUAGUCGGAGGUAAAGGGGUGCGAAUGAUACUUAGAGGUGCCUUUUAUCGUACUAUAUUAUAGCUGGUCAAUGGCCUGAACGAUGCGAUCACGAGGGUAGAGCUACAUUGUAGUUACAUUGCUCGUAAAAAGUAGGCCAAUAAGUAAGCAAACCAGUUCCUUCGACCGUUCGAAUGAUGUAUACCCCCAUUGCAGCAGCGGGGCGGCAGAAUAUACGCCAGCAUGCUAAAGGAGGAUUUCCUCAGGGUCCAAAGUAGGGUGGCUCUCUUACUCCGUAAAUCUGUCGAUCUUACAAGCUUUGCAUUUCGAUCAGAUCACCAUCUCUGUCCAAUAUAUCUUUUCUUCUUCAUUUUUUAAUACCGUUCAAAUGAAUUCUGAAAGUUUUUCUUCGAAGCUCGGUUUAUCGAUUUUAUAUUUUAACGAAAUUUAUGAAAAUGAGAACAUACGGUUUGGAAGAUAAAUUCGAUUUUAUUGAAAUUAGAAUUGAAAUUAAAGUUCAUUCAAGAUACGUUUCUUCGAAUAUAGUUAGCAGCCAAUUGGCGAUAGUCGGAGCAUUUGCUCUUACUUUUUCACAGUACACUCGCGUGUCCGUUUCUGCGACUGGAAGUGCUCAACAACGCACUUCAUUUAAUAUUGCACUCGAUUUUACGAUGUUCUUGCGUGCUACUCAUACACGAAACGACAAUGUUUCGCCGACAGCGAAAUGAUGAAGAGACUGAGAUUGCGAUCAAAUUUAUGCAACAUAUCGUCCCACCAUGCAACCAAAAAACAACUUGUACAACAUUUAUUUCUUUUACAUUAGCAAACGUGACAGGACAAAAUGCAAAUAUAUCAAUUCAUCCGUUCUAAUUGGUUCUUCCAACUUCGUUAUUGAACAAAGGAAAAAUAUAAAAUAAGGAGUAUUAGACAUUAAAGUAUUUAAAAUGGAGAAAGCCCGAAUUUUAAUUUAAUCUUGUGUUUCAUCUUAUUUUCAUUUUCUGAAUUUUAAAAAUAUUCUAAUGUUAUUAGUUGUACUUACUUUUUCCGGAUAAUUACUACCGCAAUAAGCGUCGCAUCUAGCUACUCUGAUGGAAUCGUAUUCUUCAAUGUACUUUGUCCACGAGGCAAGACAUCCUGGUAAAAGCAACCACCAAAGCCACCAUUCUGUAAAAAACACAUGGCGAUAUUGAAUGACACUGUGGUACAAAUUUAAACCUCCGGGAGAACAAAACGCCAUGACUUUAAAACGGAUUAUGUUACCGUUCACUAAGAAAAGUAAUGAUAAUAAAAUAAAAGGGGUGUGCAAUCAUUACCAUUAUCAACUUUGUAAGUACAUUCUAAAAUAUAAAGAUACAAAACAGAGAAGGGUAGUAGAAAUAGAUAUUGAAGAAAAUAAAAAUAAUUUAAAUACUUUUCAAAAGAUUUUCUUUUUUCAAUUUAAAAGAAAAAUAGAUAGUGAGCUUGUUGCAACUAUAUUUAUUAAAAGGUAGUUUUCAAAGAAUCUUUACCAAGCAAAGGGUAAUUCAAUAGUACAUGUACCCCAUAGAUUCUCAACUUUUCAUGAUUUGUGGCUCCCUUUCAAGUUUCACAUGUUUCUAUAACCCCCAUCAAUCAUAGUUGUCUGAGGAAAAAAGAAACCAAGAAAUAAACAUUAAAAAUUGCAUUUAUUAUUUUAAAAAUACAAAAUGGAUUUUCUUGAUUGAUUUUUUGGGCUGUACCACCCUUGAAGUGUUGUAUGACCCCAUUGGGGGAGGGGGUUAGUUGAGAAACACUGACGUAACUGUUUUAAAUGCAACAGUGUCACCAGACCAAGAGUAAUUAACCUUUAACACAUAUUGAAAUCCACUGAGAACCUGUGUAACACGGAUCAGACGCAUAAAUUAGUGAGAUCUCUAUGGUUUCACGGUAGUAGCAGGCCACAUGUGGCGAAAAUGCCAUACGUUCGUGGUAACCCGGUCCCUGAUCACGUAGUCGUCGAACGAUAUGCGUGAUUAACACGCUAAACUUCUCUUCGUGGCUUUUGCUUCACUCACGUUGCACUUGGUGCGUGUUUAGUGGCGAAAUCUGAGUUGUCCAAGUCGAAACAUUGCUCUGUUUACACGAAAUGUCUCGUUGGACCGAUGAAUAACUUUCGACUCCAUCACAGCUCUUCUACAUUAACUCUCAAUAUAUCAUUUACUUAAAUAAUUCCAUCAAUAUUAUCCAAUUUAUAAUUAAAUACUUGAAUUCGUCAUAUUUAUAAAUGUCUUAAUUUUUGAACCUGACUAUCGAGCACCUUAAUGAAUUCGUUUGAGCAACACAAGGACCUUCAAUCAGUGAAAUUCGCUGAGGAAGUAGGCAAGAGGUAUUUUACAAAAACCGGUUCAAUUAUCGUGUGGCCUUUACCGUGGUUUGUAAUGGCACGACGAUAAGAAAUUAAAUGGAUUCCCGGUGCUUCUGAAAUGCUUCUGUUUUAUGUACCUCUUUAUGAUCGUUUCCCGUUACUUCGAUAUUAAAGCAUCUUUCUUUUUUUUUUUUCCUUUUCAAUGCUUUGUUGGAGAUCUACUAUAUAAACUUCGAUACUAAAAUAUUAGUAUUUUUUUAAAUGGUCAGGGUGGCUUAACCCUUUGAGGUUGUGCUGCUGAUCAAUAUCAUGGGCCAUCGAUGACUCAUGUAGUCUUAAAAGGUAUUGAUGAUUAUUAAACAUUGAUACUGAACAAGAAGAUGAUAUUGAAGUAUCAGCUACAAAUUAAUAUCGAUGACAAUGUGUUUUGUAUUCACAGCAGGCCAUUGGCCAUCUGAAACUUGUUCUCCCAUUUAUUACAAUGUAACUGCACAUCAUCCUUUAAAUUGCAUAUGUAUCAUUCUAUCAAAAAAAGAUUCAUUUCGUGAUAAUUCGAUCUUCAAUAAUGUUGUUUAACAAUAAUGAUAAUUGUUAUUCUUUUUGAAACUAUAUAAAAAAUGAAAAUAUGAAAUGCAAAAUUAAAUUAAAAUUGGGGCUCUCUCCGUGGUCCGCCAUUCCAGGGUUGAGUCAUUAUCAAAAGAUAUUGUCAUUAUUUAUUUGCCAUAAUAAUUAAAAAUUAAACAAUUGUACCCAUCGAUAAUAUAUAAAUAUAUGCCCCAACAAAAAGGAAUAAAUGUCCUAUAAAUUCCAAGGGGCAGGAUAUACGUCCCUCAUACUCAUAAGAUUAACCAUAAUUGUUUUUACGAGAUGUUUAUCGAAAUUUAUAGAAUCUAAUAAACAUCUAAUGAAAACAAGAAAAUUGCAAACUUUCCAAUUGCAAGAAUUGAAACCUGCUUUCACAUAAACCGGAAAGCAUACCUUUAUCGAAAACAAAAAGAGCUGAUUGAAAUUAAAGUGGCAUGUUAAUACCGGUCAACCAAAGUGAUUAAGUACUAAGAAUUUAUUUCUUAAUAACACAUUAAUUUUCAACCAAAUUUAUAUACGAAAUAAGAAGAAGGUUCUAAAAAGUAAAAAA
This is a messenger RNA of Osmia lignaria (orchard mason bee), 6140 nucleotides long. RefSeq lists its product as uncharacterized. Gene Ontology annotation, molecular function: odorant binding; olfactory receptor activity. Gene Ontology annotation, cellular component: plasma membrane. The record is from RefSeq and is a predicted model, not a curated record. NCBI's taxonomy places the organism in Eukaryota, Metazoa, Arthropoda, Insecta, Hymenoptera, Megachilidae. Gene Ontology annotation, biological process: detection of chemical stimulus involved in sensory perception of smell; sensory perception of smell.